This is a messenger RNA of Acaulospora morrowiae, 1001 nucleotides long. NCBI's taxonomy places the organism in Eukaryota, Fungi, Glomeromycota, Glomeromycetes, Diversisporales, Acaulosporaceae. The record is from the annotation of a GenBank genome assembly.
AGACAAGAUCACAACAGGCGAAGUUGUUUAAUGAUCCUGAUAGCAGUUUUGAUGUGUUGGUUGCGAGCGACGCAGUUGGAAUGGGACUGAAUUUAAACAUUAAACGAGUAGUGUUUGAAACUGUUAAAAAGUUUGAUGGCAUAGGCAUAAGACACGUUCCUAUUCCCCAAAUCAAGCAAAUUGCUGGCCGAGCUGGUCGGUUUGGUACCGUGAAUGCUGUUGGAGAAGUGACUGCACUGGAGCCCAUGGAUUUAAAGUACGUACGUCAAGCAAUGGCCUCACCAACAAAGAAUCUAGAGAUGGCUGGACUGCAGCCAACCAUGGAAAUGGUUGAACUCUUUGCGCAUCAACUGCCUGGUACAAAAGAGUUUUCAUCACUUUUGGAAAAAUUUGAAGAUUUAGCUCGAGUCGAUGGUCAAUAUUUUUUAUGUAACUUUUAUACUCAAAAGCUUAUUGCAAAUUCAAUAGAACAUAUACAAAUGACUAUUCCUGAGAGAUUUAGCUUUGUUACUGGGCCCGUAAACACUUCUGACAUACGUCUAAUGAAGAACAUUCAAAAGUUCGCGUUGCUGCACAGUCAAAGUAGACCCUGUCGUAUUGCCGAUGUUGUGAAGAUUCCUGCCAAACUUCCCCAUAACGACGAAAUGCUUAGUGAGAUGGAAUCAAUUCACAGAACACUUAUGUUAUAUUUAUGGUUAAGUUACCGGUUUCAAGAAACAUUCAUCGAUGUUGACAAAGCACGUGAAUUGAAGCUACAAUGUGAGAACGCCAUCCAUGAAUCUCUUCAGACUCUUAAAAUACCUCGAAAACGUCACCGAACGACCACCAAAGAUAUUCGGGUGUUAAGUAGGUUAGAGCAGAGGGUUAGAGCUUUGGAUAGUAAAUCUACUGAUCGAAACAUUCCAAUAAAUCCAAAAAACCACGGGAAGAACGCUUCGCACAGGGGUAGCGGUGUAAACAUAAAUAAAUCAACAAAACAAGAGGACAAGCUUACAAUAUGA